UCCCAACAUGCCGAUAUUGUUGAAGAGUCUUUGUCAUUGCUGAAGACAGAUGAAGCCACACCUGUCAUUCAAUUGGACACAAAAUUACCCACACUGCGGGAUAGAUCUUUGUGGUGGCUCAUUGAUGGUUAUCAUGCUAUCAACAAGCCUAACAUGGUUAAACAAGCAUUUUUUCAGUGCAAGGCUGGAACAGCAUCCAAUCUCUCCUUUGAGAGCAUGACCAGCCAUGAAGCUCUUCAUGCACUGCGUGAUGUGCAGAAAAAUGACACUGUGACUUGGGACCAUGUGAAGACUGGUUCAAUAUAG
Suillus bovinus is the source of this 306-nucleotide messenger RNA. RefSeq lists its product as uncharacterized. The annotation marks the transcript as partial. The transcript is spliced from 2 exons. The record is from RefSeq and is a predicted model, not a curated record. Lineage: Eukaryota; Fungi; Basidiomycota; Agaricomycetes; Boletales; Suillaceae.